Molecule: messenger RNA, 2082 nt
Organism: Chaetomium fimeti
Lineage: Eukaryota; Fungi; Ascomycota; Sordariomycetes; Sordariales; Chaetomiaceae
Product: Alpha/Beta hydrolase protein
Exons: 2
Coding region: 97-1770 (557 amino acids)
Biological process (GO): proteolysis
Molecular function (GO): serine-type carboxypeptidase activity
Source: RefSeq, a predicted model, not a curated record
GUUCAAGGGCACGGUUGGGAUUCCCAGGUUGCUGAGAACAUCGGCCUCCCUUCCUCGGUCGCUCCCUCUUAAACUUUGGUCCGUCAUACGUACACGAUGCACUUGAUACUUUCAUUAUUGGUUGCGGUUCUGGCCGUCCCUGCCUUGGGGUACGUUCGGCCUCCGUUGCUGAAUUCACGUUACCAACGUCAUCCACUCCGUGAACUGGUUCGCGACCAGAUACAAUCGCCGUUCCUUAAUGAGCGCUCAAGCGGUGAGUUAAGCCAUCUUAUUCAGCGUGGGGUCAACUUACCGACCUGGCCAGGUUUCGCCGUCAAUGGCUCGGCCAUCCCGAUGGUUGACUUCGACGUGGGCGAGUCCUACGCCGGACUGCUACCCACAGGCAACGACACCAGCCGCCAGCUUUACUUUUGGUUCUUCCCGUCCACCAACCCGGUUGCCCAAGAGAAAAAGGAGAUCUUGAUUUAUCUCACCGGCGGCCCGGGGUGCUCGUCAAUCGGCGAGUUACUCCAGGUGAACGGUCCCAUCUCCUGGCAGCCGGGGACGUACCAGCCGAUCCAAAACCGAUGGAGCUGGCACCGCCUCACCAAUGUCGUCUGGAUCGAUCAGCCGGUCGGGACGGGAUUCUCGCAGGGCACCCCCAUGGCCACCAGCCAGGCGGACGUGGCCCAAGACUUUCUCGGAUUCUGGAAGAACUUUGUCGACACCUUCACCCUCCAGGGGUACCAGGUGCACGUCACGGGCUCGUCGUAUGGCGGCAUGUACGCGCCAUACAUUUCCAGCGCCAUGCUCGACCGCAAGGACACGGGCUACUUCAACGUCUCGGGCAUGGCCAUCUGGGACGGCUUGUACUCCAAGUUCCCACUGACCGAAGACAUCCCUGUUGCCCGGUACGUCGACAAGUGGAAGGCGGUUCUUCCCUUCAACGACACGUUCCGGGCCACCAUCAAGGCGAUGGACGAGCAGUGCGGGUACACGGCGUACCUCGACGAGUUCCUCGUCUACCCGCCCAAGGGCCCGCAACCCUCCAUCCUGCCGGGCGAGGACCCCGCCACUGGCAUGGCACGCCCGGAGUGCGCCCUGUACGCCGCCACAUUCCUCGCCGCCCUAGAGCUCAACCCGUGUCUCUACCCCGCCGACGUCACCUCGCGCUGCCCCGUGCCAUUCGAUCCCAUCGGCUUCACCGGCGGCACCUUCACGCUCCCACCCAGCUUCCCAACCCCCUACUUCGACCUCCCCGCCGUCAAAGCCGCCAUCAACGCCCCCCGCAACAACACCACCUGGGCCUUCUGCCAGGACAUGGCCACCAGCCCCGUCUUCGUCGGCGGCGUCGACACGUCCCUCAACGCCGGCCCGGGCAGCCAGCCCGUGCUGCCGCGCGUGAUCGAGCACACGGGGAAUGUGAUUCUGGGCCAUGGGUCGAGAGACUUUUUGUUGUUGCCCGAGGGGUCGCUGCUGGCGAUUCAGAACCUGACGUGGUGUGGUGAGAUGGGGUUUCGCGAGCGGCCUGGGGGGGUGUUGGUCGUGCCGCGGCAUGGUGGUGGUGGUGGUGGUGUUGCGGCGGGCGCGGGGGUGGUGGGGUCGAGUCAUGUCGAGAGGGGGCUGACUUGGUUUGAGGCGGCUAUGGGCGGGCAUGUGCUUGGGAUGGAUCAGCCGGCGGUGACGUUUCGGAUGGUUGAGGUGUUGUUGGGGCGGGUGGAGGGGUUUGAGAGCACGGUGCCGUUUACGGUGGAUAUGGGCGGUGGUGUUGGCGUUGGGCAACCAAGGUAGAUGAGGGGGUGGUGUUGGGGAAGGGGGCGGUGGGUGUUGGUGGGAUGGUUAGGUCUGGAUAUACGGGGUGAUCUGGUAAUGGGGCGGCAGGAGUUGCGUGAGGUGGUGAUGGGAUGGGUGAGAGAGUGGGUGGUUGUGCUCUCUCUCUUUGAGAGAAUGGGUUUAAUUACACGAGGGAUGUUAGACACGGGCUUUCUCACGAGGAUUGGCCGGUUGAUAGACUUCUCGCCUUGUAUAGGUACACGUCUAGACCUAUUUCCGUUUUUCUUCUUUUUAUUUUAUUUUAGAGUAUUCAAGGACAUAAUUGACUGC